Mauremys reevesii (Reeves's turtle) is the source of this 1310-nucleotide messenger RNA. It is a transcript of the gene UCK2, whose product is annotated as uridine-cytidine kinase 2. The record is from RefSeq and is a predicted model, not a curated record. NCBI's taxonomy places the organism in Eukaryota, Metazoa, Chordata, Testudines, Geoemydidae. Gene Ontology annotation, molecular function: ATP binding; kinase activity. The coding region runs from base 34 to 1041 and encodes 335 amino acids. Gene Ontology annotation, cellular component: cytosol; cytoplasm. The transcript has 7 exons.
AGCUGGAGGAGGCAGUGGGCGGAAAGGGGAUGGAUGCUGGGUCUCUGCGGCUCCAGAGCCCCAGCCAGUUUGCAAACCCAAGCAUCAGCCCGGGUGGCGGGAGCAUGUGCAGCUGUAGCAGGCACCUGGCAGGGAGCCGCACGUUGGGGAUGUGAACCAGGCGGGGAGGAAGGCCUUUCCUUGACUCAUCAGAUAAAUCCAGCCCCCCCCCCCCCAAGGCGCCUGGUGAGCCGGAGACUGAGCGGCGGCAGCAGCAUGGCAGGGGACAGCGAGCAGAGCCUGCAGGAGCACGAGCAGCCCGGCGGUGGGGAGCCCUUCCUGAUCGGGGUCAGCGGCGGCACAGCCAGCGGCAAGUCAUCAGUCUGCGCCAGAAUCGUCCAGCUACUGGGCCAGAAUGAAGUGGAUUAUCGCCAGAAGCAGGUGGUGAUCCUGAGUCAAGACAGCUUCUAUCGGGUCCUUACCUCUGAGCAGAAGUCCAAGGCACUCAAGGGCCAGUUCAACUUUGACCACCCAGAUGCCUUUGACAACGAGCUCAUCGUCAAAACGCUCAAAGAGAUCAUGGAAGGGAAGACAGUCCAGAUUCCUGUUUAUGACUUUGUUUCCCAUUCCAGGAAGGAGGAGACGGUGACUGUGUACCCAGCUGAUGUGGUCCUCUUCGAGGGCAUCCUGGCCUUCUACACCCAGGAGGUCCGGGAUCUCUUCCGGAUGAAGCUGUUUGUGGACACGGAUGCAGACACCCGGCUGUCCCGCAGAGUGUUACGAGACAUCAGUGAGCGAGGCCGGGACCUUGAGCAAAUCUUGUCUCAGUACAUUACUUUCGUCAAACCAGCCUUUGAGGAAUUCUGCUUGCCAACCAAGAAGUAUGCUGACGUGAUCAUCCCCAGGGGGGCAGAUAAUGAAGUGGCCAUAAACCUGAUCGUGCAGCACAUCCAGGACAUUCUGAACGGAGGACACAGCAAACGCCAGAUCAACAGCUGUCUGAAUGGCUACACCGCUCCAUGCCAGAGGCAGCCUUCUGAGUCAAGUAGUCGGCCACACUGACCCCAGACGUUGGGGUGAGGUUGGGGGUGGAUGGUGGUUAGGCUCUGCUGCAGCUGAUCUGUCCGUACUGUGUCCAAUCACAUCCCCACCUCGAUAUUUAAGAAACCAGAUGGAGACACAUGCCUUUAAUUUUGUAUCUUGGAAAUGAGAGAGGCGCAUCUGGAUUCCCAGAUGCCGCUGGAGAUGCCUACUGCUGGCUUCGCUCAGUAACCAUUCCAGCAUGGAACCAGCUAUCAAUAAAGAAUCGCUCUAUUUUUGUGUAAAAAGAA